AAACCAACACAACUCUCUGGAAAGAUGCAAUAUACAUGUAUAUAUAUGUGUGGUGUUGAAAAGUGACUCUCUACGGUCGUUGUUCUCAUUGAGAGGGAAAACACCACUGAUUAAAAACAACAAAAGAGAUUAGUGAUCUUCUUCAUCAAAGAUCACAGGAAAGCAAUAAGGAGUAAGGGAAGAAGAAAUCAAUCUGUGAAGAAGACUUGAAUCCAUCAUCAAACCCAAUCAAGCAAUGGAUCAAGAUGAGAUCAACUACAAAUAUGAUGAGCAUCCACUCACUCUCUGCUACGGAGAAACCAUGGAUGACACACACUGGUGUGAGAUGUGUGAGAAGAAAUUAGAUGCAACAAAAUGGUUCUACGUAUGCAACAAAUGUUGCACCACCAUCCACCUCCAAUUCAUAUUUGGAUCCUCUGUUUGUAUGAAGCCCGGUUCCUCGUUUUAUGAAAAAGAUCUUUUCCUCAGUGUAUUUCGCAACAGUAGUAACACUCGACCAACUUGCGACAGUUUUUAUUACCGCUGCAAAGACUCUAUCAACUAUAAACAAGUUUCGACUAGGACUGUUUUCAGAUACAUUGGAAACAAUUGGUGUGAGGUAGAUCCUUACACAGACUCUAUCAUCUACAAACAAGAUACAUUCUCAAUGCUUUCCAGAGAUAAUCGCAACACACAGCCUAGGACAAGUGUUAUUUGUUCUUUGGACUGUUUAUGAAAAAAUAACAUAUUCAACUAUUACAUGUACUUUGAGGUUUGUAUUAAUGUUGAACAGCUUGUCAACAACA
Messenger RNA from Capsella rubella, 785 nucleotides. RefSeq lists its product as uncharacterized. NCBI's taxonomy places the organism in Eukaryota, Viridiplantae, Streptophyta, Magnoliopsida, Brassicales, Brassicaceae. The record is from RefSeq and is a predicted model, not a curated record. The transcript is spliced from 2 exons. The coding region runs from base 236 to 715 and encodes 159 amino acids.